UUGUUAUUUUUUCACUCGAACCCUAACUCUCACUUCCCUCCACGCUCUCUGACCUGAGCUCAUUCUCUCUCACUCUUGCCUCCUUCCUCUCAUGCUCUAUUUCCAUGGCUACUGUCUCUCCCUCAUUAACCACCUCCGUCCCCUCACCGGCGCCAUCGCCUCUGCGGGCAAGCUCUCUCCGGCCGCAAGCUGGUGCUUCUCGUCCAACAGAAGGCGGAGUGGCGGGAGAGGAAACGCGCCCGACGCAGUAAGCGACGAGAAUCAGGAUCCGACGGUGAAACCGAGUCGAGGUCCGAGAAGAAGAGAAUCAGAAAAAAGAGAGGAAAAUGGAGAGAAAAGAAGACGACCCAGUGAGCGAGGUUCUCAGAGAUCGAUUCAGCUCUCCACCAUCUCUAUCGCUGAUGCCGAAGUUUUCAAUUAUAGUUCUCCAAGCAGCGAAGAGAAGGGGCAUGGAGAUAUCAGAACCCGUGGUGGCUUGCAUUUCCGACUUGACCUUCAAAUUAAUUUACUGGUUUGCUGCUUGUAUAAUAUUCGUGGGACUGAUGUUGAUUACGGUCCAGUUGUUCAUGCCUUUGCGAUAGUUACUCUGAACUCAGCUUUCUUCUAUGUAGACAAAAGGAAGGUUGAAUCUGAGCAAUUCAAGCCAAAUUAUACGGCACCACCUCCUCUAUUUCAUUACGGUGGUAUUCUAAUGAACUUCCGGGGGAAUUGGGAGAUUUCUAGAAGAGACUUGCAGAAUCCUGGAUUCCUAGCAAUGGUUACUACUGAUCUUGAGUACAUGAAUAACGACCUUGAUGAUGAAUAUUCAGCUCCCUCUUCAAGAAGCUUGCUAUGCUGCCGUAUAGUUGCUAUAACUUUUAUGGUUCUUCUGGUUUUACGCCAUAUGCUUCCAGUCAUAAUUAGUGGAGCUGGAGAGUACUCAUUGACACUGUUCACAGUUUCCUAACACCUAUUUGCUUGUUGGUGUUUGCAAUGAUGCUACCACUCACAAGUUUAAAGGGAAAACUGUUAUAUCAAUCACAUGAUGGCAAUAAAGAUGAUCAACCAAGCACAUGUUCGUAAGGGCAAAGCAUAGACGUCCUCAAGUUUGGUUCGAUUUCUGGUUCGAUUUCGAAUUCUUCAAGCUUGGAACAUGGAGGCGAUCUCAAUGAAGCCGUGAAUGCACAUUUUAGGGAAGGAGAUGUACACAGUACAAGUCCUUCAUCUACUGCUCCCCCACAGUACAAUUUCCCUCAAAUGAGUAAUCAGAAUCAAGUAGCUCCACAACAAGGACUUAUGCCACUUCUCUCUGUUGCCAGGAGUUUCAAGCCUACAACUGUCACCCACAAUGUUGAAUAUUGAUUGGAGAUGUAGGGUUAUUCUUUACUGCAGUGCGUACUGAUAUCCAAUUUAUGCUACUGAUGGAAAUGUACUUUGGAAAUGUACUUUGGUGGGUUAAUUUAUGCAAUGUACUUUGGUGGGUUAAUUUAUGCAAUGAGGAAUUGAUCUUAUAAUUAA
Rosa chinensis is the source of this 1497-nucleotide messenger RNA. RefSeq lists its product as uncharacterized. Bases 92 to 946 code for a protein of 284 amino acids. Gene Ontology annotation, biological process: protein ubiquitination. The record is from RefSeq and is a predicted model, not a curated record. Lineage: Eukaryota; Viridiplantae; Streptophyta; Magnoliopsida; Rosales; Rosaceae. The transcript has 10 exons. Gene Ontology annotation, cellular component: membrane. Gene Ontology annotation, molecular function: ubiquitin-protein transferase activity.